AUGCUGGGCAAGGUCAUAGUAAACAUUACAACCGUUUUACUCGUGCUGAACAACUGUUAUGGAUACUUCAAAGAUAGAAAAAACAAGCAUUUUCGUUAUUAUUUCCUGAUAUUGUGUCUGUUUCUCGUCUUUGACUCGCUUUUCAGCUAUGUCACGAACUUUAUUCCUUUCUUCCAAAUAGUCAAAUUCGCUUUUAUUGUCUGGUUAUCGUUGCCUAUGUUUAACGGGCCGAUGUUUAUUUACAAUUUCUAUAUGAAAAAGAUAUUUGUACGAUUUGAGGCUGACAUCGACCUCCAGCUGGAAACAGCAAGGAAAAGAUUUGUGGAGACCUUCGUGGAAAGGUUGAAUCAGGCAUAUGGCAAGUGUUAUCAGUACAAUGAGAAGCUUUUGGGAUAUAAUGACAGAUCUAACGAACGAACUUCAGCAGCUGAACCCGGUCCGAAAGAAGUAGGUGAUGAGUUAAUGAGCAAUGCACGAAGCGAAGCGUUGGAGAACAUCAAAGAUGCGAUUGAUAAGACAUCAUUUGUUCAAAAAGAAAACUUGGACAAGCUCAAUUCGAAUGCCAGUAGUACGGAUGUUGGGAAGGAAGGAGGUUUGGGAAAGUUCAUCGACAGAAACGAAGGAAAUUACGAUGUUGAUGAAGAGGUUGGUGCUGGUAAGAAAUAUGAGGAUAGUUAACGUGAGUACCAAAUGCUUAGUUGUGCUCGCGAUAUUAAAAAGUACGUUUACCUAA
This is a messenger RNA of Vavraia culicis subsp. floridensis, 733 nucleotides long. RefSeq lists its product as uncharacterized. The record is from RefSeq and is a predicted model, not a curated record. Bases 1 to 678 code for a protein of 225 amino acids. Lineage: Eukaryota; Fungi; Microsporidia; Pleistophoridae. The transcript has a single exon.